Pieris rapae (cabbage white) is the source of this 1215-nucleotide messenger RNA. Its product is annotated as retinaldehyde-binding protein 1. Gene Ontology annotation, cellular component: membrane. The record is from RefSeq and is a predicted model, not a curated record. The transcript has 7 exons. Bases 137 to 1048 code for a protein of 303 amino acids. Gene Ontology annotation, molecular function: phosphatidylinositol bisphosphate binding. Lineage: Eukaryota; Metazoa; Arthropoda; Insecta; Lepidoptera; Pieridae.
AUCAUAUGUAAAAUUAUGAUUUUAUUUGGUGCGCGGUAAUUUUAAAUCCAGUUUCAUUCGACCGCAUGUUGUCAGCCAGAGUGGGUGAUUCAAAUGUGAUUUCUUUAACGUGAAAAAAAAAAUAUCUCUUCAGACAAUGGUAUUAGGAGAGGUCCAAGAGCUUCCCCUGGAAGUGGAGUACAAGAAGAACACAGGAAUCAGCCCCAGCGAUGUCCUAGAGCUGAGGCAAUGGUUGAAAACACAACCACAUUUGCCUGAAAAAUACAUAACAGAUUUAGAUCUCAUUUUAGCCUAUCACUCUUGUGAGAGAAGUAGUGGGGUCACCAAACAAGUGCUAGAUCUUCACUACACUCUACGCACACUCUUCACGAAUUUCUUUAAGAACAGAAGAGUGGAAGACGUGGAACAAAUUUGUAAUACAGCUUUGGUCUGCCCUCUACCGACACGCACAAAAGAAGGUUAUGCUAUUUUUUACUCACAUAUGAUAAACUAUGACCCGAAGUUAUUUGUGUUCAGUGCAGCAGUAAAGGCUACAUUGAUGGUGAUAGAUCUCUGGCAAUAUGAGGAAGGGACUUGGCCAGGAUUUUGUAUGGUAAUAGAUUUCGAAGGAAUGUCUCUGGGGCACCUGGCAAGGAUUGACUUGCAGAGUCUACAACAGUUUUUAUAUUAUUUGCAGGAAACAAUGUUAGUAAGACUAAAAGGCAUGCACUUUGUUAAUGCUCCAUCCUGGGUAGAUAAACUCUUAAUGAUGAUGAAGCCGUUUAUGAAGAAGGAGCUAAUGGAAAUGCUUCGAGUCCAUACUACUGGAUCAAAUACCUUACAGCAGUGGAUCCCCAUUGAAGGUCUCCCAAAAGAUUCCGGUGGGAAUUACAAAACAAUUUUGGAAUGCAAAGAUGACGUAUUAAACAAGUUAAUGGCCAAUAAAGCGUUUUUUGAAAACGAAAACAAUAAACGAGUGACAGAAGCGCUAAGAAAAGGAAAGGCAAAAACUAUUUCGGACAUAUUUGGGGGUAUCGAAGGGUCAUUUAAAAAGCUUGACAUAGACUGAAAAGAUAAAAAAGAUCAGUUAUUUUUUUUACAAUUAUAAAAGGCAACGUUAAUAAUUUUAACUUUAAAUAUAUCUUUAUAUAAAAUUCCAUUGGUGUGAUAUUGAUGCUUGGUACUGUGUAUAUCUUUUAAAACCUUAGGAACUUUUGAGUAAUAAAUUACAUUAAA